Molecule: messenger RNA, 2658 nt
Organism: Sorex fumeus (smoky shrew)
Lineage: Eukaryota; Metazoa; Chordata; Mammalia; Eulipotyphla; Soricidae
Gene: TLNRD1
Product: talin rod domain containing 1
Exons: 1
Coding region: 913-1998 (361 amino acids)
Molecular function (GO): actin binding
Source: RefSeq, a predicted model, not a curated record
CGAGGGCGCCCCGGGGCGGCGCGCGGCGGAGGCGGCGAGCCCGGCCCGCGCCCCGCCCUUCCUCCCAGUUGCGGCCGGCGCGCUCGGAAGUUGGAGGCCGAGGACGAUGGCAGGAGCCGGGGCCCGGGCGGGCCAGCGCCGCGCCGCGGGGCCCCUGUGAGUCGGGCCGGCCCGGGAGACGCGCGCGCGGCCUCCGAUGCGCCGCGCGCGGGGGCGCCGGGGAGCGCAGCCGCCGCGGGCCCGAGCCGGGGAGGCCCCGGGCAUGGACUCGCGCCCGCCGCCAGCGCCGGGCCCCGGGGCGCGCGGGGCGGGCGGCGCCCAGUGAUCCGGGCCGGGCGCGAGCGCAGCCGGGCCGCCGCCCGCCCGCCGCCGACUGGGCGCGGCCACACCCUCGGCUUCUCCCGGCGGGAGGACGAGAUGCGCCCCGGGCCGGGGGCGCCCGGCGGGGUCGCUCCGCGCCGAGCCCACGUGCGGCGCUGACAGCGGGGUCGCCGGAGCCGCCGCCCGCGCCCCUCCCCGAGGACCGGCUGCGGAUUUCAAAGAAAGGAAGGAAGGAAGGAAGGAAGGACAACUCCCAGUUUCCCCCGCCCGCCGCGCGGCCGGCCAUGCCCAGGAAGGCGGCGGCGGCGGCCCGGCACAAGGGACUUUCCUGGCCGCGCGGGCCGUGAGCGCGCGCCCGGUUCAUGGUUCCUGCCGGCCGGCCCGGAGCCCCGCCGCCGCCCGCCCGCCCCGCGCGCCCCGCCGCCGCCCGCCGCCCGCCGCCCGCCGCCGCCGCCGCCGCCGCCGCCCCGCGCGCCCUGCCCGCCGCGCUGCAUGGCAUGAUGGUGCGGCGGGGGCGCCGCGGCCCGGGCCAGCUGACGCGCGGCGGUGGUAGCGGGCUCCCCAGCGGCAUGCCAGUGCCCCCCGGGCGCGAUGGCUAGCGGCAGCGCCGGGCAGCCCACCGGCGAGGCGGCUUCCCCGGCUCCCCCCGCGAGCGCCGGCGGCGGGGCCGGCUCGCAGCCGCGCAAGAGGCUGGCGGCCGUGUGCGACCACUGCAAGGGCAAGAUGCAGCUGGUGGCCGACCUGCUGCUGCUGGCGAGCGAGGCGCGGCCGGUGCUCGUCGAGGGCCCCGCGGCGGCCGGCGCCGAGUCCUUCGAGCAGUGCCGGGACACCAUCAUCGCGCGCACCAAGGGGCUCUCCAUCCUGACGCACGACGUGCAGAGCCAGCUCAACAUGGGCCGCUUCGGCGAGGCCGGGGACAGCCUGGUGGAGCUGGGCGACCUGGUGGUGUCGCUGACCGAGUGCUCGGCGCACGCCGCCUACCUGGCGGCCGUGGCCACGCCGGGCGCGCAGCCCGCGCAGCCGGGGCUGGUGGACCGCUACCGCGUGACGCGCUGCCGCCACGAGGUGGAGCAGGGCUGCGCCGUGCUGCGCGCCACGCCGCUGGCCGACCUGACCCCGCAGCUGCUGCUGGAGGUGUCCCAGGGCCUGUCGCGCAACCUCAAGUUCCUGACGGACGCCUGCGCGCUGGCCAGCGACAGGUCCCGGGACCGCUUCGCGCGGGAGCAGUUCAAGCUGGGCGUCAAGUGCAUGAGCACCAGCGCGUCGGCGCUGCUGGCCUGCGUGCGCGAGGUCAAGGCGGCGCCCAGCGAGCUGGCGCGGGGCCGCUGCGCGCUCUUCAGCGGGCCCCUGGUGCAGGCCGUGAGCGCGCUGGUGGGCUUCGCCACCGAGCCGCAGUUCCUGGGCCGCGCGGCCGCCGUGAGCGCCGAGGGCAAGGCGGUGCAGACGGCCAUCCUGGGCGGCGCCAUGAGCGUGGUGUCGGCCUGCGUCCUGCUGACCCAGUGCCUCAGGGACCUGGCCCUGCACCCGGACGGCGGGGCCAGGAUGGCGGACCACCGGGACAGGCUGCGGAGCUCGGCCUGCGCCGUGUCGGAGGGCUGCACCCUGCUGUCUCAGGCUUUGCGCGAGAGGUCUUCGCCCAGGACUUUACCGCCCGUGCAUUCCAAUUCUGUGAAUUAGCCCCGGACUGAAGGAAGCUCCUGCCCCCACCCCUCCAUGUAUACCAAAGAGAUCACAGGUGAAGCGCCCCUCCCCACGCCCCCACGCGCCGCCCCGCCCCAUUCCUUUGAACCCCCCUGGAGGAUCUUCCAGAAGGCAGGGACCACGCACCUGGAGGGAGGGGCCCUGGGCCCACCGCGGCCUGUGCCUGUGGACCCCGGAGAUGGCCGAUGGGACAUCUGGUGGCUGUGCCUCCGACCCCGCCCUGGCUUCCCCUCCAGAAUUCCUCAAACUAAACCUUCUGAUGAAUCUCGGGCAGGAAGGAGGUCGUGGGUUCAUUUUGGGUUGGUUUGUUUGGGUUCGGCUUUUUUUUUUUUUUUGGUCUUUGUUUUCUGAUAAAAGAAAAGGUUACCUCAGUUCUCCCUAGACAUGGAUGUAGCUACCUUUAUUGUCUGUUGUUAACUUUUCCGGCAGUGGAGUUGGGUCAGGAGUACCUUGGUGUGCAGAGAAUCUGCUUUGCCAUCUGGUUAGCAAACGGAGAGGGGAGGCGGCUGUGAGUGUGUGUCCUGUUUUUUUAAUUUACAUUAUCGAGUGAUUUCCCUCCCGCCCCGCCCAAUGUCAAGUUUUUACCUUGCAUGUACUGGAGUAUUUAUUUCAUCUAUUAAAAUGUUAUGUUUCUCA